CUUCUGCAGCUAUGGUUAUGACUUUAUCUGCGUUUCACCAGGAAGCUGCUUAGUUAAUUCUGUGUUCAGAACAUUUGUCUACAGAACCUCUUGUUCGCUUUAUUCCAAGGGAUUGUCGUUCAUGUGUAGCCAAAUCGAGUCUAAUUCCGUUUAGCACAAAUUAUCCGCUGUUUUCAAUGUCUGCCGCCGCCUCCAUCUUUCCGGUUUUACUGAAAGUAAGUGAAACCGAGGACUGAAAUACCAAUGGAACGGUGAGUUAUGAUGGCAGCUAAAGAAGAGCUUUACACCAAAGUCACCCCGCGGAGGCAGCGCCAGAAUCGAUCGGGCACUGUAAAACAUGGGUCAAGUCUGGACGUGCUGCUGUCGAUGGGAUUCCCCAAGACCAGGGCGCUAAAAGCUCUGGUGUCUACGGGAGGCAGAAAUGUGCAGGCAGCCUGUGAUUGGUUGUUCUCUCAUGUGGACGACCCAUUUCUGGACGACCCUCUCCCCAGGGAGUAUGUGUUGUACCUGCGCCCCAGCGGCCCCCUGCUCCACCAGCUCAGCACUUUCUGGCAGCAGUCACGGGUCACCUGCGGCAAGAACAAGGCCCACAACAUCUUCCCGCACAUCACCCUCUGCCAGUUCUUCAUGUGUGCGGACGGUAAGGUGGAGGCACUGAGUGAGGCCCUACAGGCUACAGUGGGGUCGUGGAGGGGUCGUUUCCCUACCCCUCUCCCCCUGGAGCUCUAUACCUCCUCCAACUUCAUAGGCCUCUUUGUGGAGGAGCAGGUGGCAGAAGUGCUCAAGGACUUUGCCGCUGACUUCGCUACGGAGGCGGCUACUAAAGCAGAUGUGCACGUGGAGCCCCAUAAGAAGCAGCUCCAUGUGACCCUGGCCUACCACUUCCAGACCAAUCACCUGGCUGCCUUGGAGAAGCUGGCCAAGGGAGUGGACGUGUCGCUGGGCUGCGAUUGGCUGGCCGUGCUCUUCUCCCGGGACAUCCGAUUUGCCAACCACGAGACGCUGCGGGUGAUGUACCCAUACGUGCCCCAGAACGAGGACGAGCUAGAGCUUGCGCCUGGCGACUUUAUCUUCAUGACCCCCGUGGAGCAGGGUAGUGCCAGCGAGGGCUGGGUCUAUGGCACCUCUCUGGGCACUGGGCUACCUGGACUGCUGCCUGAGAACUAUGUCAGGCGGGCAGAUGAGUGUGACACCUGGGUAUUCCAUGGAUCUCACUCUUUCAGCAACCCAGCCUCCCCGUCCAACGCUGGGGGUGCAGUGGGCGGCCUGUUAUUUGAUGGACAGCUGGACAGACGUUUUCUUGACGACCCUGGAGAUCCAUCCAGCCUCACUGUCCUCUGUCCACCUGUCCAGAUGCUGAGGCCCACCACUCAGUCAUGUCUUCCCAAGAGGAGUCUGUUUGUGUGUCGCCAUGGUGAGAGGAUGGAUGUAGUGUUUGGGAAACACUGGAUCACUCAGUGCUUUGAUGCUAAAGGCCGAUAUGUUCGCUCCAACCUCAACAUGCCGUCUAGUUUGCCAACGAGGAGUGGAGGCUUCCGAGACUACGACAAAGACUGUCCAAUCACAGUGUUCGGCUCCACUCAGGCCCGCCUUGUGGGUGAAGCCCUAUUGGAGAGCCAAGCGGUGAUAGAUUUUGUGUACUGUUCUCCCUCGCUGCGCUGUGUCCAGACUGCCCACAACAUCCUCAGAGGCCUGCAGCAGGAGGGGAAGACUAAGAUCCGUAUAGAGCCUGGUCUGUUUGAGUGGACCAAGUGGGUGUCUGGCACCUCUCUCCCUGCCUGGAUCCCUCCCACUGACAUGGCUGCUGCUAGCCUGUGUGUGGACACAACCUACAGACCUCAUAUUCCCAUCAGCAAGCUUGGCGUGUCAGAGUCCUAUGACACCUACAUCAGCCGGAGCUUCCAGGUCACCAGGGAGAUUCUGACAGAGUGCAAAAACCUGGGAAACACUGUGCUGAUCGUGGCCCAUGCUUCCUCCCUGGAGGCAUGUACUCGCCAGAUGCAGGGCCUCAGCCCACAGAACGCCAAGGACUUUGUACAAGUGGUCAGGAAGAUUCCUUACCUAGGUUUCUGUGCGGCUGAGGAGAUGGGGGAGACGGGGGUGUGGCAGCUGGUGGACCCGCCCAUCCUUCCAUUAACCCACGGGCCCAAUCACAGCUUCAAUUGGAGGGAGACGCUACAGCAGGACUGAGGAAUUCCUGCCCACGCCCCCAUCUCCCAGCAGCCCAGAGAGACACUGCUGAGCUAAGACGGAUGCAGCUAACGCAAGCGCAAAGCAAACAUUUCCUCUGCUAUCUAACUAGCGCGGUAAACGUACACACACACACACACACACCGCUAUCAAAACCAGACCAAAAAUGCCACGCCUUCCAUCGCAUAUGCUGUGUAAAACACACUCAUUGAAUGAGUCUAUAUACACUGAGGGUACAAAACAUUAGGAAUGCCUUCCUAGUAUUGAGUUGAACAGCCUCAAUUCGUUGG
Messenger RNA from Salvelinus namaycush (lake trout), 2480 nucleotides. It is a transcript of the gene ubash3ba, whose product is annotated as ubiquitin associated and SH3 domain containing Ba. Lineage: Eukaryota; Metazoa; Chordata; Actinopteri; Salmoniformes; Salmonidae. The coding region runs from base 259 to 2190 and encodes 643 amino acids. The transcript is spliced from 13 exons. Gene Ontology annotation, molecular function: protein binding. The record is from RefSeq and is a predicted model, not a curated record.